AUGAUUCCGUCGCCGCUCUCCUUCGGACAGUCUUGUCAGUCGCCGCCGUGGCAGCCCGCGCAGCCUUCCUUCUGGGAGUCCGACAAUGUCCGGCAGCAUCUUGCGAAGUUGCGAGAAACAAUUACCAUCUCGAAACCACUGCUCAAUGAACUACAGGAAAUUCUCCUUCUAAGAAAAUUGAAUGAGUCCAAUGCUCAAGAAGAUUCUACCCCAGAAACUGUUCUUCAAGAGAUUGUUAACAGAAAGAGGAUUAAUCUAGAUGCCCAGGAGUCUCUUUCGAUCGAAGCGGCUAAUUCUCUAUGUUCGCAUCUUAAGCUUCUACUUGGCCCUCUUAGUUCUAUAACAAAUCAAGCAAGUCCGUGGGAAGAAAGGUCGGCGGCGGUGAGAUUAGCUCAGAAGCGGCAAAAGUCUGUGAGAAAUACGCGUUGGAGGAAGAGAAAGAGGAAACAGUUUGCUGAGCUUCUGCGCAAGGAGCGUGAAAAUUAUGAUAAAGCUGAUCAGGAAGCUGAUGAAUGGAGGGCUAGAGAGAUUGCCAAGGACAUUGCAAGGCGAAAGAUGGAGAGCAUGAAGGAAAUUGCAAAGCAGAAAGCUAAUGAGGAGAGAAAACGACUAGAAUCUGAGCUUGAGCUUGUCUUGGUUGUUGAGAAACUGCAAGAGCUUCGCUCCAUCAGGAUUCAAAAGUUGAAGAAACAAGGCCAUUUUCUCCCUGAGGAGGAUGAUAAAUUUCUUGACCGUGUGCGAGCUGCUGUUGAGGAAGAGGAGCGACAAGCUGCAAAUGCUGCUGACAAAGCUGCUGCUAAGGAUGCUAUCACAACUGCUGAGGAAUCCAGAAAAGCUAUUGAUGAUAUGGAAAAACAGCGCAAUAAAAUUGGGAUCACAGUGGACCAAAACCAAACAAAUGAGAUGAAAAAUGAGAAAAGUUCCGGGCUAAGUGGGAGCAUGGAAAGUGGAGAUCUAAAAGAUGAAGGAAAAGUGAAUGGGGAUUAUCAGUCUGUUGCCAAUCUGCCAUUUGAGUUCUACCACUAUUAUCAUGGAAGUAGCAAUGAUAUGGGAACGCUGAUCGAGGUCCGAAGAAUGUGGGACGCGUUCAUAAGACCAGGAGGAAGUCGAAUACCUGGGCACUGGGUCCAGCCAGCACCUCCUGCAGAUGAAGUGUGGGCUUCAUAUCUUGUGCGGCCAAAGUAAUAGAAAGUAAACAAUAUCUAACAACAGGUUCUUCUAAACUUCGCUCCGCACCCUUGUGUGAGUAAUGGAAGUGAUAGUGGCCACGACAAUGCUGAAUGAUGGGCUCAUUUGACUGGAUUAUAAGCAAUGUGUUGUGCUUGCAAUGUAUCCUUCCAAAAUAUUUUGUGUAAACUACAUGCAGAAGAGUUGUUAUGAUUGUUCUGCAAAUGAUUUUAAGUUGUGGUGUUGGUGAUUCAAGUUCCCACGAAGCGGUUUUCUUGUCAAAGACCCACAACAAGUAAUGUUAUACUGAAGCCUAUCGAAUCUCAACAAAAAACUUUAAUUUCUACACAAUAGUUUUUCCAUGUAGAAUUAAUUAAGUACUGCUGUGGCGGAGCUCAACGCCAUCAAUUGUCUUGACCUUUUGGUUGUAAAUUUCGAAAUCGCAAAGGCAAACCUAAUAGCUGUUAGCUUGUUACUAGAUGUAACGAAGAAAAAUAGUAUAAUAAUUGCUUUCCUGUAUUCUUAAUGUGCUUAUGGUA
Messenger RNA from Ananas comosus (pineapple), 1706 nucleotides. Its product is annotated as U11/U12 small nuclear ribonucleoprotein 59 kDa protein. The record is from RefSeq and is a predicted model, not a curated record. The transcript has 9 exons. The coding region runs from base 1 to 1185 and encodes 394 amino acids. Lineage: Eukaryota; Viridiplantae; Streptophyta; Magnoliopsida; Poales; Bromeliaceae.